Loxodonta africana (African savanna elephant) is the source of this 576-nucleotide messenger RNA. RefSeq names its product probable cystatin-16. The transcript has 3 exons. The coding region runs from base 27 to 419 and encodes 130 amino acids. Lineage: Eukaryota; Metazoa; Chordata; Mammalia; Proboscidea; Elephantidae. The record is from RefSeq and is a predicted model, not a curated record. Gene Ontology annotation, molecular function: cysteine-type endopeptidase inhibitor activity.
CCCCCGUGCUGAUACUGAGGACAGCCAUGCUCCGGAAGGUGACUCUGCUUCUGGUGCUCGUGGUGCUGGGGAUGCAAGUCUGGAGUAUCCGUUAUGAGUUUGAGGACGUCAGUAAGAACCUGAGCUACUUCCUCAUGUCAAUGGAGUUUGCCAUAUUUCGGUACAAUGAGGACAACAUAGAUGAGUAUGCCUAUAAGUUACUGCGGGUUCGGCGGAGCCAGGGCAAGAGGUUUAGUUGGAUAUAUUUAAUGGACUUGGAGAUGGGCCGCACAGUUUGUAAAAAACAUGAAGAAGACAUUGAGAACUGCCCCUUGCAAAAAGGUCCAGGAGAGAAAAAGGUCCGCUGCACUUUCCUCGUGGAUGUCCUUCCUUUCUAUACCAAGUUCACCCUCCUGAACAGUACCUGCGUGGACAAGUAGGUGGGAAAGGAGCCUCUGGCUUUUCACAGUGGAGUCUCCUCUUCUGCUAGAGAGCGGUGGUCACUUCUGUGUCCAUGCAGGCACCUGAGCAAUUAAAGGCAUCUCAGAGCAUGUUCUGGGUCCCUGAGCAGUUCUACUUUCUCCCUUCGAAUUUAAU